GUUGUUAGGCUUUGAUUGGCCCUUGGCAACAUUUAUAAACCAUUACCGUCCCCUUUGGCAUCAUAGUUGUUGUUCAACAUGGUGACUGCACAGGUCUUUCUGAGGGUGUCUCUCUUUGCCUUGCUGCUUGUGGCUGUUCAUGGCUCUCCAAUAAAAGGUUCAAAAUCCCAAAGCCAGGGUAGACCCAGUGACUCAAGUGGUGAUGAUGAUGGCUCUCACCAGGGAUCCGCCACUGGCUACUCUGCACCUGUAUUUUACAGCACAUAUGGAGGUGUUUCUAAGCCAGUGGGUCAAUAUCUAGGUCCACCCCAGUAUUAUCAGGCCCAGCCAAUGCCUAUUGCACUGAGCUCAGUUGUGCCUGGUGUAGGAUAUACCACUGGUUUUGGCUUUGUGCCUGUUCAAGCAGGAUCUGUUGCAGGAUAUGUCACUGAUGCUUCUGCACCUCUUCCUGUUGGCUCCUUUGUGCCUCUUCAAGCAGGAUAUGCUGCCAUUCCUCCACAGGCUGGAACUCGGGCUAACUUGCCUGAGAUGGAGUUGGUUAUUGCACCUCAAGCUUUUGAGGAAGCUACAACAAACACCCAGCCUCGAGGCUUGAGCAUUGUUGGGCCACCACUCCCUCCAACACCUUCUACACCGACCCUUCAGUCUGGAGAAAUGUCUAAUGUUGUGAAGGAGGCUGAGUUUGGGAAUUACCAGCAGCAAAUGGAGGCGUUUGGUUACCCAUCUGACCAUGUGGGGCCUGGUCUUCCACCUGUUGCCCUGCUAGCUUCUGGUGUGGGUGGCUUGUUGAGCUUCCCUUCUCCCUACUGUCUUCCUUACCCCUUUCCCUACCCUUACCCUGAUUUUGACUACAGGCUCUUGUAUGGACAGUACCCUCCUGGCACCUACACUACCUUCAGCAAAAACCAUGAGAAGGGCAAAGAGUACCAGACCAUCCACUACCUGAAAGAACAUGGCUCUGAUGCUCCACAGAACCCUGCCCCUCAGUAGCAGCAGCAACGGCUCUAAGAUGCCCCGUUAAGGUCUUGGUACUAAAUAUGACAAAGCUUAACUGGGUUUUCUCUUGUAGAUGGUGUCUUAAGGAUGUACUACAUCUUUUAAUAAACUUUUCCUCCAACA
This is a messenger RNA of Poecilia latipinna (sailfin molly), 1119 nucleotides long. RefSeq lists its product as uncharacterized. NCBI's taxonomy places the organism in Eukaryota, Metazoa, Chordata, Actinopteri, Cyprinodontiformes, Poeciliidae. The record is from RefSeq and is a predicted model, not a curated record. The coding region runs from base 79 to 990 and encodes 303 amino acids. The transcript has 5 exons.